Molecule: messenger RNA, 3078 nt
Organism: Echinops telfairi (small Madagascar hedgehog)
Lineage: Eukaryota; Metazoa; Chordata; Mammalia; Afrosoricida; Tenrecidae
Gene: CUNH18orf63
Product: chromosome unknown C18orf63 homolog
Exons: 14
Coding region: 192-2234 (680 amino acids)
Source: RefSeq, a predicted model, not a curated record
UUGCCGGUUCCUGCAGAUCACUGUCCACCACCCACCGUUUCCAGAUCGCUGAGCCUGGUGAGGUCCCUGCACAGGGAUUGCCUGGUGACCUGGACUUUCUACCGCGCCCGUGAGGUCUUUAAAGGGAAAAAGAGAUAGGAAGGAAUUGUACUGAAAAGGCCUGAUUGCUGAGAUAACCCAUCAACUUCAAAAUGAGUUCUAGACAUCAGUCACUGUUCUUCAUCACUCUCCCAGACUUACAACAACUCUGUGCCCUUAGGGUAAUACUGAAUAACAGUGGGGCGGACACGGAGAUUAGGAGUACACAGAUGAAGCUAUGCAGGAAAUUGCUGCAUCUGUACCAAGAUCUUCUUACUUCACCUGUGCCUGGAAUUCUAAACCAGUUUUGGGUGGUGAUGUCGAUACCAUUUUAUAAGACUGGAAAACUUAAUGGUUAUAUCAAAAAGUGUGGAGCUAAGAUGGAGGCUCCAGAAAGAGUAAUUCCUAUAAUUCUUCAAAACUGCCUCUCCUAUUCACUCAUAGUGAGACUUGCCCCCACCUGGAAUCAAACCGGCCACCUUCUGGUACAAGGACAAGAUUUUCUUUCUCAGAUGGGAAAGCAAAGCGCUGUUGUACUAGACAUUAAUGUAACGGAAACGCAAGUUUGUCUAAGUAUAGAGGCCUGCACUAUUAGACUGCCACCACCAAAGCUGCAAGAAUUUAACAUUCCUGAGAGGGUUAUAAAGGACUUUGAAGCCAACGAGAGUGCCAUCAUUGAAAGUCAGUCCAUUAUAAGCAACUGGUGCUACGUGUUGCCAAGUAUGAAAAUGGGGCAGAUAAUCAAUAUCCUUCACACUGCCCCUCUUGACUGCCCUUUCCAGUCAUACAGAGAUUUCCAGAUACAUUGGAAUGCCCUGUAUGGCUAUAAACUUCCAGAAGCUCGUGGAGACAGCAACGUCUUCUGCAGUGUGUACUUCCGCAUGAUAGGAGAGAAGAUCUUCACAUACCCUCUCAGCUGCAUCAGAAGCCAGCCCUUGCAGUUCUUUCCCAGGGUGGAUUUGGAAGGUGUGCUGAAAAGUUUCAUUGCAGAUUUGAAGUACAGCCUCCCUCAUAUUUGUGGAUUUUCCAUAAAGAUGACAAAUAAACCUUGCUACUACACAUAUGAACUAGUGAGACCCCCUAUCCAGGAAAACAAAAUCAAGACAUCCAAUCUAACCAUUAAAAAGCCCCCCUGGGCUCAUCUGAGGAGGGCCCCUUCCAUAAACCCUACCUUGACACAAAACCUCCCUGCCCAUUCAGUAGCAGCUGACCACAAGGUGGCGACCUCUGCCAGCCAGCCCGAGCCACACAGCCUCCCAACUCCACACCUACAGCCAAGAUCCUCUGUACUGGGGAGACAGAGCACCCUGUCCAGUGGGGCACCACAAACGCACCUGGAUGUGGCAAAGCCCAGCAGAAGCAGUACUUAUGGUCAAGACACACAUCCUGCCUCCCAAAAUGAAAAGGCCCCUACAUUCAGGCCAGUUUUCAAAACUCGGUUGGUUCAGAUGAACAAACAGAUCCCGGAACCUAGCCCUCUGAGAAGAAAGCAGCUAGUCACUACCGAAAUGAAGUCGUUCCCACCGAAAACUAGUGCGAGGCCGGGCGACAGGCCGAAUUUAAGUUCGACUGCAAAGAAAAGACCUCAUGGUCCCAACCAGACGCAUGCUGGCCACUUCAGUCAGAUUUCCAGACCCCAAGAAAACGACACCGAGGCCUGUGCAAACAGGAUCAAGCAUCCUCUUCCCGGUGGAAAUGCACGGGCUGAGGGUGGGAAAGAAAGGAAGCAGAGAUCUGAGAACUGGGCACUCCAAAAACCAGGCACUAGUAGAAGUGUCGCCACCCUCCAAGUGAAUGGGAAAGAAAAUGUCACAAGUACCUCUAGACCACAAGUUUCAGGGCAAGGCCACAGGUCAGGAAAAACGAAGAGAAAGCCAUACAUUUUUGAAUCAGACACAGAUAUGGAAAACCAGCAGCUGCAUCAGCAACACCCAGUAAGUCAGAUGAAAGAAGUUAAUGCCAGUGUCCACCGAUCAAUACUGAGCCGAAUGGUCCACAAAUCUAAAAGAAAGUUAUGUCAAGAAAUGUCAAGAACGUCAGACAAGCAUCACUCCAAUGCUGACCUUCACUCUGCGCCCCCCAAUUGUAUUAGGAACCAGGUACAUGAUUUGGAAAACCCAAAACAUAAGAAAUUUAUUGUCCUUUCUAAAGCUUAGAAAGUGGAUUUACAAGAAGAAACUGCUCACCAGGGCCAGAGAUGGCGUUCCAAAGUGCCGCUCUCAAAGUCACUGGAGAAAUCAAUGGAGAUUUUUGUUCAUUUUAAAGAUUACACUUUUUGCAAAGCAGCAUCAUUCCAAACCUAACGAGGGAAAGCUAAGUUGUACUUCUUUGUUUAAAUGUGCGGUGAUUCAUAUGCAUUGUGGGUUCCAAAAAUAUCAUUCUUACAUUCCAAAUGGGCUUGCUUAUUAGCUGUAUGUUUGUUUUAGAACCAUUACAAGUUUAAAACCAUAACUAAAUGACUUUAUGUUUAUCUAUAUCCAGAGGCCGGAAAGAACCAGUAAUUGCACUUAACACACGUGGCAAUGAACCUCAAUCAGUGCCAAGAAUCUUAGUUAUAGGAAUGUAGAAAUACUGCUCAUGUUCUCUGCUUUAAUACUUUUAAGUUUCACAGUAUUUAUUGCUUGUUAUAUUUUCACUUCUUUAUAGUCUUGCUUUAUCAGAAUAAGUAUAUAUUUUACAUAAAUAAUCUUAUCCUUAAUGGUUGCACAUAGGUAAAAGUGUGGGCUUGUCAGAGAUCUUUUUGUUUGAGUAUGCAAAUUUCACUCGUCUUUUCACAUUGUAGAAUUCUGAAACUGACAAAAUAUUGGAUGUUGACAGUUAACUGCACAAAUGGUCCCUAUUUAAUAGAUAUUUAAGGAUGUGUUAGGGUCAUUAUUUCUUAAUGCUCAGAAAUGUUCAUAUUGUAGCUUAUUAUCUUAAACUAAUAAAAUAAAGGUAUUUCAAAGGUGUGUGUAGGUGUAUGUGUUUUAGAUCAGAGUGACAAUAAAGUAUUGGAAAAGU